UUUUGACUGAUUUUUUACUUAAUCGAAAUAGUCGCUUUUUGUUUUUUUCGUGUAAAAAAAAAAAAAAAUUUAAAUUCUCAAUUGUCCGGGAUGAAAAAAUAUCUUUUCGAUUCAAUUAUCGAGGAUUUAAAAAGUUUAACGCAACAAAAUGGCGUCAAUCAAAUGAAGAUUAAUAUUGAUUUUCUUUGUAAUAAAUAUUCAUUAAAUUUUUCUCUUAUUUACAGUUUGGUCAGCUAUGAAUUUCGUCGAGAAUAUCCGAAUAAAUAUUCAAAUACCAAAGCUAAUAUGCAACAGAUUCUACACGAAUGGAAUGAUACUGCCACCACUCGAACGUUAUCUAUCCUAGAAUUGGCACAAAAAUACAAUGUAUGUGCUUAUUCAUUGAUGCGAUAUAUUGUUAAUCAAACAUCGCCAAACAAAGAUACAGCCAAACUAUGGCUAAAGAAUCCCAAUCAUUGUGCUAAUGGACGAUUAGCUUAUGAAAUCAUGGAAAUCAAUUUAUAUGAUUUAAUGGAUGGUGUUUUCUCACAAAAAAUCAGUCUAAAUGUUGGUAUGGCCUUUGAGAUGGAAAUUCGUGAUUAUUUACAACAGAAUCAAGUUUCAUUCCUAUGUGAACAACAGUUACGUGAUCGAAAUUAUGAUGUAACGCCAGAUUUUCGUCUUAAUCUGCCAUUAGUGUUGAUACGACAAUCAAACAACAACAACAACAAAGAUGAUGACAACAAUGUACGAUUAUUUCGUAUCAAUAAAAUGGAUCAAAUCAAACAAGAAUCAAUCGACAAUAAUGAUGAACGAAUAAUGUUGAUCACAUGGAUCGAAUGUAAAGCAAUGUUUGCAUCGAUCGAUUGUCAUAUCGAUUAUUAUGAAAGACAAUAUCUUUCAUAUAUAAAUCGUUUCGGUAAUGGUAUUGUCCUCUAUAAACAUGGUUUCAUCGAUGAUGCUAUACCGGCAGAGUUUACUCGUAAUUUAAUCAUCAUGCAACAGAUGCCAGCAUUUGCUUGAUUACGUUGAUUUUAUUUGUUUUUUUUGUUUUAUUUGAGAAAAUUUUAAAUUUUACUUGUAAUAAAUAUUUGAAAUCUAAUUACUAAAUCUGUG
This is a messenger RNA of Dermatophagoides farinae (American house dust mite), 1095 nucleotides long. Its product is annotated as CDAN1-interacting nuclease 1. Lineage: Eukaryota; Metazoa; Arthropoda; Arachnida; Sarcoptiformes; Pyroglyphidae. The record is from RefSeq and is a predicted model, not a curated record.